AUGGCCAACGACGAAUACGAUUUUCUCUUCAAGGUCGUCCUCAUUGGAGACUCUGGCGUUGGAAAGUCCAACCUGUUGAGCAGGUUCACGCGCAACGAGUUCAACAUUGACUCCAAGUCGACAAUCGGCGUCGAGUUCGCCACCCGAUCCAUCCAGGUUGAUUCCAAGACCAUCAAGGCCCAGAUCUGGGAUACCGCCGGCCAGGAGCGUUACCGCGCCAUCACCUCGGCCUACUACCGCGGUGCCGUCGGCGCCCUGCUCGUCUACGACAUCAGCAAGCACCAGACUUACGAGAACGUCACCAGGUGGCUCAAGGAGCUGCGCGACCAUGCAGACGCAAACAUUGUCAUUAUGCUCGUUGGAAACAAGAGUGAUUUGAGGCACCUCAGAGCUGUGCCCACUGAAGAGGCCAAGGCAUUUGCCAGCGAAAACCACCUGUCGUUCAUCGAGACCUCGGCCCUCGACGCCAGCAAUGUCGAGCUUGCAUUCCAAAACAUUCUCACCGAAAUCUACCGCAUCGUCUCCAGCAAGGCCCUCGACAGCGCUGAAGGCGGCCAGGCUCCCAUGGCCGGCACCGGCAUCAAGAUCGACCCGUCCAAGGAGAACGACGCCCCCAAGGAUGGCAAGUGCUGCUAA
Messenger RNA from Geosmithia morbida, 636 nucleotides. RefSeq names its product Ras-related protein Rab-11A. Gene Ontology annotation, molecular function: GTPase activity; GTP binding. Gene Ontology annotation, cellular component: recycling endosome. The record is from RefSeq and is a predicted model, not a curated record. NCBI's taxonomy places the organism in Eukaryota, Fungi, Ascomycota, Sordariomycetes, Hypocreales, Bionectriaceae. The transcript is spliced from 5 exons. Gene Ontology annotation, biological process: exocytosis. Bases 1 to 636 code for a protein of 211 amino acids.